Anarrhichthys ocellatus (wolf-eel) is the source of this 13345-nucleotide messenger RNA. Its product is annotated as SLIT-ROBO Rho GTPase-activating protein 3-like. Bases 8805 to 11627 code for a protein of 940 amino acids. Gene Ontology annotation, biological process: signal transduction. The record is from RefSeq and is a predicted model, not a curated record. The transcript has 23 exons. Gene Ontology annotation, molecular function: protein binding. Lineage: Eukaryota; Metazoa; Chordata; Actinopteri; Perciformes; Anarhichadidae.
ACGGCUGCCACGCUGCUCGUGAAUCCAAUAACAACCUGUGUGUUCGUGUAGCCUACAGGGUGUAUAUGCGCGUGUGUAAAAGUGUGCGCAUGCUAGUGCAUGCUAGUCUCUGUGUUUAUAUAUAGUUUUUUAAAGGCGCGUUGUGUUCACUUGUGUGUGUGUGUGGGGGGGGUCUAAGUGGACAAAUGGAUGCAGACUGUUAUCAAUUAUGUAAUAUGUGUGCACCAUUUUUAGUGUUGAUGCUGUGUGUGUGUGUGUGUGUGUGUGUGUGUGUGUGUGCGUGUGUGUGUGUGUUUACAUGCUGUGGUGUUUUGCGUGGCCAUUGUGUGGAGCGCCUUGACCAUAUGGGGUGGUUUACUGGUGUAUAACUCAACCACCCCUGAACACCACUGACAGCUAAUUCACGUUCCCUUAUUAUACAACAUAAUGAAGAGCAGAGUCUCCUUUGUGCCGUUGGUUUUAGCAACACACUGCGAUGGUAAUGUGACACAGCAUCCUGGUCAUUGUGAAAGCUCUCUGUGACUUUCGUUAUUUUAAACCUAUACUGGUGCUUAGAUUGUGAGCGUACUGGAUUUUAAUCAUAGAAAAUGCAGCUCACAGGUUAUAGUGUACUUUUUACAGAAAAACAAGUCCCGUCUCAGGGUCCACCAUGCAGACCCCCCUAAGCUCACACAGCCCCCGCUGCAUCAAAACAACAGAGAAACCAGUUGUUUUUUUACACAAACUCCUCAAAUUGAAAAAUAGCCAACAAAAGAGGCAGAAUCCUCUUUGUACCAGCGAGGAGCAAAAGUGUGUAUUUGUUUCUUUUCUUUGUUUGACCCUGCACAUGCAUUGAGGUGCAUGAAGCGAUGCAGAUUCUGAUCUGAAUCUAACACUGGUUUAUCCGUAAAGCAGGUGUCUCCCUUACUUCUCAAACACCUGCAUCUUCGCUGAAACCUUACAAUUUAAAAACACUUCUCAUCAAACAGCCGCAAGAGUCCAAAGUGUUUCAAAUAACAUAAACUUCAAGCUCAUGGAGGCAUGCGAGAAAAAGGUUUUCUUCAAAAUCAAAGAUAACAUAAUGUAUAAAAGGUCAUUUUGUUGUUAACGUGUUCCUUUAAACAUGACAUUUGAAACAACACGAGCAGAGAUAUGACAUUUCUUUUCAUCCUGUAACUUCUUUUACUUCAGUAAAAAACAGAAAUAACACUGUGUGUAGAAACACCACAAACAUCUUUGCCAAAAUAAGAACAUACGUAAUAUCAAAAUAUACUCUUAACUGCCUAAAGUGAAAGUACUCAUCAUGUAGAAUGGUCCAUGUCAGAGUAAUGUAUAUUAUUUCUUUAUAGCCAUUGAUGCAUUAAUGUGUGUGAACAUCAUUUUAAUGUCAUUUUAAUCAGUAUCAAGUAACUGGCAACUAAAGAGAUCAGAUAUGUGUAGUGGAGUAAAAGUAUGGAGUAGCAUAAAAUAGAAUGAAUUAAGAUAUUACAGGAUUCACUCAUACGUCCUGUAGUACAGUAGGAGCUGGGAUCAGAGUUGGCAGUAGAACAGCAUCUGAAUUGACCUCCACUGAGCGCUGUCCAGGGGAAAGUGCUGGUGGAGAGGUGGAGGUUUCAGCAGGGCAUGUGGACCCGGAUGUGGCCAACCUGGCGGCCCCUCGGACCCUCACAGCGCCCGACUGUCCGAGACUUUUUUUCAUUCGUCUCUUUUUUUUCCCCUCAUUCAUGCUCUCCGCCAGGACGCACAGGUAUGCAUUCUGCAAACAUUACCCGUAAAUGAUCCUCUACAUCCAUUUUUUUUGUAGUCUGUCCGUUACAAACUGCCCUCAGUGCCAUUGCAAUUAAAUAGCAUGCCAGAAUCUGAAAGGCACCUUAUCAACCACAAUGCCAAAUACUAUUAAAUCCCACCAUUUUUCUUUGUAAAUGUCACGUCGCUGGUGGCCACACUUCUCUUUAAUGUGAUGCAUUACGUUGCCACCUUGAAAGCAGUCUGUGUGUGUGUGUGUGUGUAUGUGUGGGUUUUGGCACUGAAGGAAACCGGGACUAAGCUGAAGACUUUCUGUGAGAUUUGCAGGUACAGAGUAAUUAUCUGCAGUUGGUCCGCGGGUAAAAAUACCUGUGGCAGCAUGCAACAAUAUGGUUUCCUGUUUUGUUAUGGCGGCAGCUGAGAAGGAUGUAGAAGACUGCAGAGAGAAUUUGGUGAGAAGCAAACUUUUAUCAAUGGUGUGACGAGUUUGGAUUUAGCCACUUUGCGUGGCUAAUUUUGCAUCGGCCUCAAAUCUCACGGGAUUUACCUGUUGGCUGUGUGAGCUGGUUUUUCAGAUUUGCUUUGCAGCCUGGCAGCCGACGAAGGAGCUGACGAUUCAGUUCCUGAGGUUUCAAAGUGGAUCAGAAUCGGUGUUUUGCAGUGGCGUUAGAAUGUGAUCGGUUGUGUGUAAUCAACAUGUUCUCGUUCCAACUCGUCGCAUACUGAAGCUGUGUCAGGGUCGCUUUCUAACGCACGGUCACAGUAAACACGUGCGUUAACGUUGUGAAUUCAAACAAACACCUUUUGGUUAGGUUAAGGAAAAACAUCAUGGUUGGGCUUAAAAUAAGUACGUAAACUUAGGUUUAGGCAACAAAACCACUUAGUUAGGUUCAAGCAGCAAAGCCUUUUAGUUAUGUUUUGGAAAAACACCAACAUCACUAACGAGAAAAUAACCGGUCUCAUUUUUCCAAUCGCCAAUCGGAGCAUACUGAGCUUUUUUUGUGAUGGGAUCUUAAAGAAACAGGCGCUAAAACAGAGCGUUUCAGACAAAGAGUGAAUGCAGGUAUAGUCAGACCGACAGGAUGAGAAAAAUAAUGUGUUUUUUGAACAAUAAAGCACGUAAACAUGUUCUUGUAGAAACCCCAAAUACAAGUAUGAACUUGACAAUGAGCUAUAGCUUUCGCUGUAGGGACCUACAACAGUAUUGCCAGACACUGUAUAUCCAUCCAGAUAACAUAAUUAAAAAAGAAAACAAAGGACAUGACAGAUGCUGUUGCUCUACACGUCAUAAUGAGUUCUGUAGAUCACAAGCUGCUGUAAGCUGUGACUUUUGACAGCACAGGUCUGGUCUGCCGCUUGUUAUUAAAGCUAAUUCCAUUACACUUCAUGUCGGUGCUACACCUACAGUAAACUCCCCCACAACAGGAUAACAGUGCACAUACAGUAUGCAUCAUAAUGAAGCUUAUGUUUUCAGUUUGGUUCGUUGGUUUGUCUUUUUGCCAGCAGGAAUAUUGAAAAACUACUGGCCUAAUGUUCAUGAAACGUGUUGGGAGGGUGUAGCCAAAGAUAUAGGGUAGGAGUAGAAGGGACAUUCCCAUUCAAAUCAAUGUUGUAGGAUGGUCAGAGUGGCAGCCAUUUUUAAAGUUUAACAACUUAAUGCUCCACACUCUUGUCACAGCAUAGGAAAGCUAUCAUUGCUAUCACCGGAUGAGUGACAACUUUGUUCAGCUCAUUUUCUGUAACCAAUAUGUCAUUUAAGUAUCGUAGAAUUAGCAAGCUAGCUAGCUAACUAGCCAGUUGUCCGCUAGUCAGCUAGCUAGCGUGUUAAUUCCACCAUGCUUUAAUGCAGCUCUCAUUACAGAAAACAAGCCGAACAGCAGGCUGGUAGCCAGUGGCACGGUCCCUUCACCUCGCUCCCCAAUCGCUCCGGAGAAGGUCAAGCUACCUAGCUAACUAGCCAGCCACCCGGCGAUCUGCGACAACCCUUUAUGGCCCCACUGACGUGCGUUGUCACCAUAACAACUAACAGCAAUCGCCAUUUUCUUUAGUUCUAGUCUAACGACCAUUGAAGACAGUUCAAUGUCCGUUCUACUCCUUUUUAUAUAUUUCUACUUGUGCAGCCAAGGCAUAUACACACAUUAUUUGUGCCCUGGCAGAGGUCUGUGCCCUUCUAGUUCUUUCAUUCAUUUAUUUUCUUGUUUGCUUGAUUGUUUAAAGCCAUUUUGUUUUCAGUAGUCCUCCGAUGACAUCUAUCCUAUCCUACUUCAUUGUGUUCUUCCACCUGUUGUUUAUCUCCCUGAUGGCAACACGCAUCUUCUCCCAGUGGUGUUUUAGUCUGUAAGAGCCUCUCCAAUCAGUCCAUCGGUUAGACGAGUGUCACACCUGACUCUACCUGACUUGUGUUCAGAGCAGUGAACGUAUUGCUGUAGUACAUCUCACAGCACGGGGGAUCAUGCUCAACACUCUCACGCACCCCUUUUUAACAUUUCAGCGCUUAAUCUGCGAUCGCACCGCACCGAUAAGGAUGAGCCUGUGUGCGUGCUGUCACAGCUCACCGUUUCCCCAAAAGUACAACUUUCCAGGAAGUGAGAUCAUCUGGCCGAGGGUCCCAUUGACACCCAUAUGUUAGCAACGGUUGGGCUUUGACCCGUGGUUCGCAGGGAUCGGGGACAGUUUUAUUCCCAGCUGUUGAGAAACAAUGCAGCUGUAAGAAUUUGGAAGGGGAAAAAAAGCAUUUCUGCAAAACACAUGAUGCAAGAUAACGUCUUGUAUGUUGACCGGCUCAGCGUAGCACAGUGUGGUUGGAAAUCCCCAUAUGAUAUCGGUCAUAACAUCAAACACAAUAUCCCAAUUGUGCUACUGCGGCUUCGUGCUCCAUUUUUUUUCCUUCAGAGGAAAUUAGCAGAAAAUCCCCUUAGCAGCAAUACGGAUCCAUCGCACUUGUCGUCAAUCUACUUUGUAUUCAAUUUGUGCGCCACACGACCUCCUCUUUCAGUCAAUGCCCUUGACUUUUAAGUAUGGAACACUGUUCCCAGAUAACCUCCAUCUCUCUGCCCCCGUUGCCCUUUUUGCCCCCCCCCUCAAUCAGCCUUUUCCCCCGAUAUUUCGCUAAAGCUCUCACAACCCCCUCCUCUCGCUCCUCAGAUCAUUUACAUUCGCUUUGUUCUGCGCAGAUUAAGGUCGCACGCUGAUGAAGGCCUCCGAAGCCUCCGAGGUCUCACAGUCUCAUUUUCGGAAACAUCUCCGAACAUGCACUUCUCUAUUUGCUCGUAGUUCUGAAACCGUCACUGAACAGUGUGUUUGCACCACAUCCACCGCACAGCGUUUUGGAAGAGGAAAUGACAGGUAUUCAAUUGCAGCAAUGGCAGCACCUGAGUAGUUCUGAGUGAAAGACUUUAGUUACGAUGAAACCGAUACAUGCAGCAGCUUUCUGCCGGUAUAGAGCUGUUAAAACAAUGCCCUCAUGCUUUCAAACCUCCAUCCACAAUAUCACAUUUUUCCCGCCGCGCCAAGGCUUAUACAGGAGACCCUGUUAGGCCACAUUAAAUCUGGCUGACGUUGGAGUGAGUGUGUUUCACUUCAGCUACCGUUGUGGGUUUUAACCCCAGAGGCUGAUUGAGGAACAAAGUUUCCAGUGAAAGCGACACACUUUGAGACAACCCGUUGAGAAACUGACACAGGAUGUGGGACAUGAAGUUGCCUCUGUCUGUCUGUGUGUGUGUGUGUGUGUGUGUGUGUGUGUGUGUGUGAGAGUGUGUGUGUACUUGCACUUGCCUGCCUGUGUGAAACUAAAAAGCAAGACACAGUGUGUGUGCGUGUGUGUGUGUGUGUGUGUGUGUGAAGUCCCCUUUUCAGUACAGUUUACGCUGACUAAUACACAACCAUGCAAAUGCCUAUGUCUAGUGCGAUGUAAGCAUUUAGUCAUGUGUAGGACUGAUUUGCUAAAUCUUUAUAAAUGUAGGCUGGCUUGGCUUUCACUAUCCACUGCACACAGAUGUUUUUAUUGUCUCACAAAGCUAACUCUCUCACUUAACAGCAUCCAAACUGUUUAAGUCAUUUAAAAGAUGGCAUACUCUGCCUUUUAAAAGGCUACUCCGAUGAUUUAUAAUGAUCAUAUAAUGAAUGCGUUAGAUAGAUUUUAAAAAAAAAGAACAGUUGAAAUUGACGCAGCAGAGGCCAAGAUAUCCUCAUUCGUCCUUAUUUGUGUCCCACAAGUUCUUGAGCCUACACUUCCCAUAAUGGAUCUGAAUGCCUACUGUCAUUACACACACUCUGCCUGGUAAACACCAAUGUCUUUUGAAUUGAUUGUCAAAGUUGUACAUUUAAAGCUCCAAUAGAGUUGUGAAGUGCACAGAGCAGUGUUGGGCGCCCCUUGUUCGGGUAAUAAAAGUCCCAUUAAUUUUCUCCCCAGACAAUGUUACAUACCAACUCUUCAGAUGCUAACUGUAAGCUAGCUAGCAGAGGCCUCGGCCGUGUCUGUGGCUGAACGCAAACUUGUUGUUAUAUCGCUCCGGUCUCUCCUUUGUCCUCUUGCCUCUGUACUUUUAUAAAGACCAGGGACACACGCACAUUUUGGCGCUCAAGUUUGAAACAUUUGUAAUUUGCAUGGAUGUGUCUUCACUGUCACUUCCUGGAGUAUUCUUAUCCAAUUCUAUAUUUCUGUUGAUUUUAUAUGCAGUUACGCUGCCUCAAGGUUUGCCAUGUAGAGUAGUCUGAACACAGAGUCAGUGCCAAAGAUGAACAAAUAUGGUACAACAUACCCGGUUCUUUGAUAAAAAGUCUAGACUGUGUAGAUAUAAAAAGAAUUCGUUGCCUGAUGUCCUUGACUCUAUUUGUAAAAAAGUUUAAAAACUGCUCAGACAUCUCUUGUGAGGCAUCAGUAAAAUGACGGGAGGAGGGGGUGACCACUGAGUUCAUUAUAGAAUUCUCAGAUUCGAGUGAUUUGCUAAAAUUAAGUUGGAGAAGAAGGAAGUUCUUGCUUCAUUGCAUCUUGCCAACUCUCAUAAAAUACAUUUUUUUCCAUUUUCGUUCCUUUCUCCUACAGCCUCUCUUUAAAUCACGGGUGGUUUCCUUUAGCUAGGGCUGGGGUGUUAUAUCUGACCUUUUGUCUUUCAGGGGGGCAACAGAGUCCAGGACAGUCUGACAGGUUUGAUCAAAAAGACCAGCUCCUCUAAGUUACUGUAUAAUGAGGAUUAAAGGCAGUUCAAAAAGCCAUGGUAAAAUGCUUAGAGAACAUGCUUGCAGACAUAGAGUUAAAAACCAUGUGAAGUAUGAAUAACUGGUCGAGGAUGGAAUAAAACCACAUUGAAUAAAACGGCUUUGUGAUCAGACACACAGAUAUCCUUCAUCUCAAAGUUGUAAGGGCUGAGACCAUGGUAAAUAACCAGGUCGAGGGCGUGACCCUUUGAGUGUGUGGGCUCCUGUACAGCCUGAGUGAGCUCAAAAGAUUCCAGCAUAUCCAUAAAAUCAGUGACGAAAGUCUGUGAAGGGCAGCAGACAUGUAUGUUAAAAUCACCUAAAAUAAGAAUUUUGUCAUACUUUGAUGUAAAAUGGGAUAGUAACUCACCAAAUUCUUGGAUAAAAACACUGUUAGGUGGGUCUGGGCGGUCUGUAGAUUAAUAAAAUGAUCACUGGAUCUUUAGAGUUUACUAUAAAACCAAGAUGUUCAAAGGAAGUAAGACAGACAUGUAAAAUGGGAGUACAUUUAAAAACUGUUCUGUAGAUGACAAUUUGGCAAUGUUAAGUUCACAACUGCGUCGACAAAGUGUUUUAGAUUCGCAACAGCUCUGAAUCUCGCCAUUUACUGUCUUCUUGUCCAUAGCAACAGAGGCUGAGGCUCAUGGGUAUUGUAGUAUUCCGACCCAUCCGCCAUGAAACAAAGUUUAAAUAAUUAAAACUGGCGGCCAUAGCGUAAAUUUAUGGGAUGAUUACAUUGUCGGAUAAUCUUGCAUGUUUCUAUGUUGAGUAACUGUUGAGGAGAUCAUCAAAGUAAAAACUUUAUUUUUCUUCCUGAACCCGAUUGGGCAAGACCCAGGCCAGGCUGUAGUUUGUUUAAAUUCCUCCUCUUCAAUCCAGUUUCCCAGCGUUGUUUUUUUGUCUGCGUGGACCACUUAGUCGGAGAAGGCUGUAGCUUGUAAAAUUCUUUCAAAAUAUAAUUACUUUUAUUCUUUGUCAGUGUUAAUAUGGAUCAUCAAUGAUCAUCAAUUAGUAUCAGCGGCAAAAAUCAGGAUCUCUAGAAGUUAUAUUUUCUCCCUUUUUUCUUUUGUGUUGAUCCGUGAUAGGAUCCGAACCGUGAGAAACACAAAGCACCUGUGAAAAACUGUUAUUACAUCAAGAAAGUCAGGACCCAACGUUGAUCACAGGCCAGUCUUACAUGGGUCACACAAGAGGCUUUACGACAUCCUACUGUGACUCUUUGACCUUGGUACAGUUUGUGUAAAAAAGCAUAAUUGGAGACAUUUGCUCGUGUAUUUGAAGAUUACCGUAAUGGACGUCGCAAACCCCCGACCCCUCGAAGCGUUGAAUAUCCUUCACUACUGCUGUUACUCAUCACCUCUCAUCUUCCCAUCCCCCACCCUUCCUUCCCUCACAUCCACAUCAUGUUGCCCUCUUACUGUCCAUUUGGUGCUGUCCCUCCUAUUAAACCUCUCUUCUCUGGUGUCACUUUCCCUUUCAGUCUCGUCGUCCUGGCCUCAUCCCCCCCCCCACCUGGCUCUCUCAUUUUCCCACUCUGGUCAACCCUCUGCUGUAUUCUUCUCAUCCUUCCUCACCCCCUCGUCUUCUAACCCUCUGUCUGCUGCUCAGGCCAGUUCACCUGUGGAUCAGCAUCCCCGCCAGAAACCUAAGGGAUUCCACAAGCGCAUCGACCCGACCGACAUCCCUGCGGAGCACAGCCAGGCGACACCAACGCCGAUGCGCCGCACGCAGCCGUAGAGCAGCGAAGGGCCGAGGGGGGUCAGGGGUGAAAAAGGUCGCAGACGGACAGAGCCGGAGCAGGCGGGAGGGGAGACGACGAGGGGAACCGGGACAUCGGGGGAGGAAGGUCUCAUCAGUGACAGGGGACCAUCCGGGGGUCGAAGAUGAUGACAUCACAUGUGAAGCUGAGGAGGGAGAAGGGCAGCCUGGCCGAGUACGAGUCGCAGAUGAAAGACCUGCGGGCUCAGCUGACAGACCAGAUAAAGAUUUUAGACUCCCAGGUGGAGGUGAAACAGCAGCAGCUCUCAGACCUCUCUGAGUUUCUCCGGCGCCGAGGCGACAUCGAGGCUGAAUACGCGCGCGCCCUUGACAAACUCACCGAGCGAUUCACCCACAAGACCAAGAAGAAGGAGCAGUGGGGUCAGUCAGUGUGUCAGGUCUGGUCUGUUUUGCUGACUCAGACUCGUCUGGAGAGCCGGGAACAUGCAGCGCUGGGUGACACCUGCUGUAACACACUCACACAGCGGUUGGCUCACAGCACGGAGGAUACACACCGUCUGCACAAACGGAGCAAAGAAGUUGGCAUCCAGAUGCAGGAUGAGCUGCUGAAGGUCACCACUGAAAUGCAGACGGCUCUGAAGACGUACAACCUGUACCACAUGGACUGUCUGACAGCCGAGGGGAAGCUGAAGGAAGCCGAGCGGUUGGAGGAGAGACACACCGGCAAGUCAGCCGAGCUCGGCCCCGGCCCAUUGGGAGGGCAGAGGCGGAGCUCCGUCAAGAAGAUGGAGAGAUUGAUGGAGAAAAGGCACGGCAGAGUGCAGGAGAACCAGCUUAAGUGCACCAAGGCUCGUAACGACUACCUGCUGAAUCUUGCAGCGGCCAACGCAGCCAUGAACAAGUACUACCUGCAGGACAUCAGCACGCUCAUCGACUGCUGCGACCUGGGUUUCCAUCUGUCCGUGGAGAGGGUGAUGAAGUGCUACCUGACCAGCAGGGGGCGCAUCCAGAAGACGGAGGAGACGGGUCUUAAGCAGCUGGAGGCUGCCGUGACGUCCCUGGACCAGGGUGGAGACAGAGAUGCGUUGCUGCAGCAACACGACGCCGCCUUCUGUCUGCCGUUCAGAUUCAGCUACCAUCCGCACGAGGGAGACCAGGUGUGCGAGGUGAGUGCGGAGAGCCAGGUGAGAUACGAGCUGGAGACCAGGUUCCAGCAGCUUCAGUCUCGACUCGCUGCCGUUACCUUGGAAACAGAGGAGGUCAGUAAAACGCUGAAAGCCACACUCGCAGCCCUGCUGGAAAAUAUGUGUGAAAGCGACUGUAACCCCUCCCCCGACGUGCCCAGCAGCCUAUUGCAUGAGCUGCCUGGAGGAAACACCGCCCCAAAACUUGCCCUCGCCAAGCGUCGAGCCAAUCAGCAGGAGACAGAGACCUACUACUUUACAAAAGUGAAAGACUUCCUCAUCAGCAGUUCUCUGACCUUCAAACUUCAAGCCAAACACGACCUUCUACAAGAUGCCAUACAGAAAGCUGAGUCUGUCGACAGUGACCCCUCCAGAAUGCAAUGUGCUCGGUCAGUGCGCAUUCGGAAGUCCAGACCUGUUUCCCAAUUCUGCCACACACUCUUCACCACAGACAUACUCUCCUACAUACAGAGCUCUGGGCAGCAGAUUCCUGUGGUGGUUGAGAGCUGCAUCCGUUUCAUCAACCUUCACGGCCUCCACCAUGAGGGGAUAUUCAGAGUUCCUGGGUCACAGAGGGAGGUUAACCACAUCAGAGAUGCAUUUGAGAGAGGAGAGGAUCCUCUGUCGGACAGUGAGUGUGACCUGGACUCUGUGGCCGGUGUGUUGAAGCUUUACUUCAGGGGCCUUGAGCCUCCUCUCUUCCCUUACGACAGCUACUCUCAGCUGCUGGAGUGUGUCCAAAUCGAAGGGGUGACGGAGAAAGAUGUCCAGAUUAAGGCGAUCAUCUCCACCUUCCCGCGGCCUCUCCUCAUCGUGAUGCGCUACCUUUUUGCUUUCCUCAAUCAUGUGACUCAGUACAGCGACGAGAACAUGAUGCAGCCCUACAACCUGGCCGUUUGCUUCGGUCCGAGCCUGCUGAGGGGGUUGGACUCCGAUGACGCCGUUGCCAGGCAGCCACAGGUCAACGAUCUUGUCAAAACCAUGAUCCUCCAGCAUGACAUCAUCUACCCCAGCCAAUCAGAGCUGCCGGGCCCCGUCUACGAGAAGCACAUGACUCUGGAGCAGGAGUACUGUGAACCAAUCACAGAGGAGGGAGACGGAGAGACCGAGCAUCUGCCCAGUGAGGACGAGUGGGAGGCGGUGGCUAUGUUUGACUACACGGCGAGAUCUCCAGCAGAGCUGUCCUUCAAGCAAGGGGAGCUUCUCAUCCUUCACAGCAAGGCCUCCUGUGAUUGGUGGAGAGGUGAAGUGGGAGGGGCUAAGGGUCUCAUCCCUCACAAGUACAUCAGCGUGCUGGAAGGAUCAGAGCGAGGGAAAAGAGAGGACAGAGGAGGCGGAGGCAGCACUGGAAACCUGACAGCAGACGAUCUACAGACGGAGAACCCAACCCGGAUGCGGGUGAACAGCGACAGCGCUUCGUUGCCUGGCAGACAGAGAGGAAGCGAGGGGAGCCCCGGUCAAAAGCCGCCAACCUCUCCUGCUGCGCGACACCUGCCAGUGUCUCAGGAGCGAAGACACACUUUGGACACUGUGAGACAGGGCACCUUCAGACCCACAGACAAACCUCCAUUUGGUCAGGCGGAGAGACCAGCAGCCGACAAGGACAUAAUCAGCCGUCAGAUGAACUCCGUGUUCAAGGAGCUCCUGUCUCGCCAGCCUGCCAUGCCGUCAUCCGCCCUCGCCGCCACUGCUCCCUCCUCCUCCUCCUCCUCCUCCUCCUCCUCUCUUCCUCAAGCUGCCCCCGCUGCCAAAAAAGUCGGAUUCGGCCUCAGAGGACGGGCCCUUUUCAGGCCGAUGGACUAAGAGAGGGGGAGAGGUUGGAAUUGCUGAUUCAUUGUUUAACGUUGAUUAUGCUGAUACAUGAUGAUACAUUUGGUGAAGAUCUUGAUUUCUUUUUUAUUGACACAUGUAUGAUAUUUGCGUCGCUGCCAUCUCAUAGUGCCACUAGUGUCGGUGCCGUGUUACUGUGCGUCCCGUGUGUCUGUUCUCCAGCUGCUUUUACGUUCCGGUCGUUUUUUUGUUCUCCAGGCUUUUGUGAUCUUUUCUUUUUCUUUUUGGAGAAUCAGGGAUGUGACAUCACUAUGACUUUUUAAAGCGGUUGCCAUGAUACUUCGAGCAGCAACAAAGUACUUAAGCUGCCCCCUAGUGGCAGGUUGUGAGAUCAGCUCUCCCCUGAUGAUGUUUGCUUCAUUGAGAAAAAAAAAAGAAAACUGAUCCGGGGGCCUGAGUGCCUUCACGUCUUUCACUCUUAUUCCACCUGAAGAGAUCCAGUAGGUUUGAGCUCUGAGUAUUAUGUUAAUAAAAAGUCUAGUGUUCAAUAAUAAAUAAGACAAUAUGCAAUGAAUAAGCAUAUAUGAAUUAACUAUGUAAAAUUAGGAAAUUAUCCAGAAUUUUAUGGAACAAUUAAAGACAUUUUCAAAAGUCAAGUCAUUAUUUUAAAAUGCUAUUUCACCAUUUAUUCAUUUUUCAUAAAAACUUAAUUUGAUUGGAUAUAAUUUAUAAUGGACAUGUUUGUAUCAAAAGGGUCUGCUUUUAUUUCAUGGUGGCAUUUUUCCCGAUGACACUAUUGUGUCAUUUACAGUUUCAUUUCAUAAAGUCACAUUUCAUAAUUUCAUGUCACCUUUCACGAUGGUGGUGCAGUCGAUGCCCUCCCACCUAUCGGGCCAAUGCAAUCUAUAAAAAUCUGAUAUUUCAUCACUUAUGAUGACAUAACAUUUCAUUAUAAUGAUAAUAAGAAUAAUGUCUUAGUCAUGAUAUCACAGAUGAUUGUUUUAUUUAUAUAUCUUACACAGUUUAUUCAUGUGAAUAUUUAUAUCACAAUGAUUUAUUUAUUUAAUAUUGAACAUUUUGGCGCCCCAUAGAUGUUAGCAGUUCGGUCAGUACUUUAUAGCAGCAUGCAGCGUUAGCACACACACACAUACACACACACACAAAGACAGAAAACACAUCCCCUUCAUAUGUGAUACAUGGCCUGAUAAGCAGGCCAAAACUCAGGGCUUUUUGCAGAGUUAGAGCCGGGCUAACUCAGGUUUGGCUUCGAAAGGAACAAGUACGACUUUCUACACUCAGGGCUUUGGUUGACUCGCUCUUCAACUGGAAACAUGUGCCCUAUAGCCUCAAGAGCCAAAAAACGGCCCCCACACCAGAGAGGAUUCAGUGGCUUCCUCUGGUUUAAACUGUGAAUGCAACGGGCGACAUUUCUGUCGCCACUUUGGAAACUCUUGUCACACAUUUUGGCCCCGCUCUGGAUAGAUCUAUAGCACCGUCCACAGGUCUCCUUGUUUCAGGAUGUUUGCAGUGAGGUGUACAUUUAACUUUGUUCUCAUGGCAUCUCCCCUCUGUCUUGUUUCAGUAUUGGAAGCAUAGAAGUAGAAUCCUUUUUUAAAAUCGAUUCUGCCCCUGUGAUUAAAACACCCUGUUAUUCUGGAUCACUGUUUGAUAAUGUCACUAAAUUGACUGUGUCCAAUUGUAUAUGUGGUUAAAAAAGAAACUAAAUUCAAUAAAGAUGAUAAAGAGAUGAA